AACCGGCGCGGCUAAUUCAAGAUGGCGGAGCACGAGCAGCUGUUGGACGAGAGCUCUUCAGCUAAGGCUCUUGUCAGUUUGAGGGAGGGAAGUUUGUCGAACACCUUAAAUGAGAAAAACAUCCUGUCGAAAUCCCAGAACACCAGAGGAAGGAGUAGCUAUACGAUGAUGGAGAUGCCAGCAAGAAGCUCAAAGAGAAGUCGUUUUUCCUCUGAAGAAGAGGAGCGGUCUCUCAGCUCCAGAUCCCCCAGGAGGAGCCAGAGAGUCACCACCGUCCCUCAGAAACUUGCGACUGUCGCAACACCAGAUAAAAAAACCUCACAGAAGAUUGGACUGAGAUUACGAAAUCUGCUCAAGUUACCCAAAGCGCACAAGUGGUGCAUCUAUGAGUGGUUCUACUCGAAUAUUGACAGGCCUUUAUUUGAAGGAGAUAAUGACUUCUGUUUAUGCCUGAAGGAGUCUUUCCCUAAUCUAAAAACCAGGAAGUUGACCAGAGUGGAAUGGGGAACCAUCAGACGACUCAUGGGUAAACCCAGGAGGUGCUCUUCUGCGUUCUUUGCUGAGGAGCGAACGGCGCUGAAGCAGAAGAGACAGAAGAUGCGUCUGUUGCAGCAGAGGAAAAUCACAGACAUAUCGCUUUGUAAAGAUCUACCGGAGGAAAUCCCUUUGCCGUUAGUCAUCGGCACUAAAGUCACCGCUCGACUCCGGGGCGUCCAGGACGGCCUGUUCACCGGACAGAUCGACGCAGUGGACACAAGUGCAGCAACGUAUCGCGUCACCUUUGACAGAAAUGGACUUGGGACACACACGGUUCCAGACUACGAAGUGCUUAGCAACGAGCCUCCGGAGACGAUGCCCAUAUCUGCUUUCGCUCAGAAACAGCGCCCGUCACGCUUCCCGAACUUCAUGACUCCUCCACGGGGGACGUAUCCCAGCUCGACUCAACCCAUCUUAAUGGACAGCGAUCCUCUGUUUAGUCAGUCGCCCUGGAAGAAUAAACUAACUGGAAGUGACGGAGAGACACUCGGAGGAUUCCCUGUCAAAUUUCUCGUGCAAGUCACACGGUUGUCCAAAAUACUCAUGAUUAAAAAGGAACACAUAAAGCAUUUAAAGGACAUGAACACCGAAGCUGAAAAACUGAAGUCCUAUUCCAUGCCGAUCGGAUUGGACUUCCAGAGGAGGUACGCCACGACAGUACUGGAUCUGGAGCAGCUUAAUAAAGACCUGAACAAAGUUCUGCAUGAAGUCCAGCAGUUCUGUUAUGAACUGGCCCCGGAUCAAGGCAUGCAGCCUGCAGAUCAGCCCAGUGAGCUGCGGAGACGGUGCGAGGACGAAGCCCAGGACAUGGUGAGACUCUCCAAUGCUCUGCCUGACGGAGAACAGCGCGUCCAGAGUCCUGGACUCACGCAGCUCAUUUCUCGUCUCACUGCUCUCCUGCUGCAGAUCAGGUGCUUGGCAGAAGGUGGUGACCUCAACUCCUUUGAGUUCAAAUCGCUGACCGACUCCCUGAACGACAUAAAGAAUUCAAUAGACAGCUCCAACCUCAGUUGUUUUCAAGACAACGUAGAGAUCCACGUAGCGCACAUCCAGAGUGGCCUGAGUCAGCUGGGGAACCUGCACGCUUUCUCCGCCAACAACACCAACAGAACGUGACCGAUCCAGAGCCCGCCCCGUCUUAAACAAGGACUGAAAAGAAACCUGAAGCAGAACGAGCUUCAACCAAGGAGCCAUUUUUAAUCCCACAAUGUCUUAAACAAGCGCGGCAAGCAUGUACAUGCUAGAACAGGAGAGCCGUUAGUAGCGCGUUACGUCUUGGUUGUGAAAUGCGCCCGUUGGCAUGUUUUUAUUACGCGCCCUGCAGGAUUUAGCACAGGAUCACGUUCACCUUACUUAAAGUUCCCUUUACAUUUACAGCUGUUUCCUGUAGUCUUGCUCAGUUUCGGUUCUUAUUUAUAUAUAAAUAUUUUCCCCAGAUUUUUAUUUUAUGCUUCCCUCAAAAAAAGGGAAGUACAGUUUCAAGUGUCUAAGACAGAAGAUUUUUGAAUGUGUAUAUUGUAGAUAAUUGUACAGUUUAUUGACGGAUUGGCCCUGUAUGUAUACAUAUUUUAUAACUUCUUUUAAGUAUUUUUGUAAAGAGUCACAAAUUUGAUGGUGUAGACGGCUGAUCGAUUUAGAUUGUUCUCUCCCCCGACCCGACCCCACCCUUUGUGGUUAAACUUCGCCAAUACUGUUGUGUAUCUUCCAUUAUUUUAUUUUGAGUUCAGAAGUUUUACUUUUCAAUGAUUUCCACCAGUUGUCGUUAUUUAACUGGUGCGUGUAAAUGUGUACGUUUUGUUAAUUUCUAAUUAAAUGUUAAACACAUGAUAGUUUUCCUGGAUUUUGUAGGAAGUCAGACACGUUUCAUGUACAACUUGUUUUAUUUUUUUCAACAGUAACAUAG
Molecule: messenger RNA, 2440 nt
Organism: Neoarius graeffei (lesser salmon catfish)
Lineage: Eukaryota; Metazoa; Chordata; Actinopteri; Siluriformes; Ariidae
Gene: lin9
Product: lin-9 DREAM MuvB core complex component
Exons: 15
Coding region: 22-1653 (543 amino acids)
Biological process (GO): regulation of transcription by RNA polymerase II; regulation of cell cycle; DNA-templated transcription
Cellular component (GO): nucleoplasm; transcription repressor complex
Molecular function (GO): DNA binding
Source: RefSeq, a predicted model, not a curated record